Messenger RNA from Spirometra erinaceieuropaei, 987 nucleotides. Lineage: Eukaryota; Metazoa; Platyhelminthes; Cestoda; Diphyllobothriidea; Diphyllobothriidae. The record is from the annotation of a GenBank genome assembly.
AUGGACGGUGUACACGAGACAGGCACGCCGACUGAACCGCUUCCACCUCAGUUGUCUCCGUCGCAUCCUGAGGCUGAACUGGCAGGAUCGAAUCCCCGACACGGAAGUACUGGAACGAACGGGAAUCCCCAGCAUAUACGCCAUACUGAAACAAAUGCAGCUGCGCUGGAGCGGCCAUCUGGUGCGCAUGGACGACGAGCGACUACCCAAACGACUCUUCUACGGAGACGUCGCGACGGGUUCUCGUCGUCAAGGAGGCCAAAUUCGCCGCUACAAGGAUACUCCGAAGUCCUCCCUGAAGCGCCUGCAAAUCAACCCGACCAACUGGGAAGAGGUCGCUCGCGAUCGUCCGACAUGGAGGAGAACAGUGAAGACGGCGCUGCUAUCUAUGAAGCCAACCGAAUCGCGGCCGCCAAAGCGAAACGCGAAGUCCGCAAAUCACAACUUCGCCCAAUCCGCAACGCCGCCGCAGAACCGCUCCCUACGUGUCCUCGAUGUCAACGGACAUUCCGGGCACGAAUCGGACAUGUUGGACAUCUUCGGAACAACCGCACCUCUCGAACUGCUCCAGCCAUCGUCCCCCCGCCCGCCUCUUCCUCGUCCUCUCUUCCGCCAACUAACUCUGACACUCCUUCUGCACCACCACUUCCAUCCUACUCCUUCUCCUCUACUGCCCCAGCGGCGGCCGUUCAGACUGCCGUCUCACACAUCACCAACCGCGACAUAAUAACCGCCACCACCCCCACCUCUCCCGAUUCCAGUGAUGAGAAUCAGGACUACACCUGCCCUCACUGCGAUCGCACCUUCACUUCACGCAUUGGCCUGGUCGGUCACUUGCGAAUCCAUCGCACAGAGACUGGCGAACCAGUGCCUGGAGCACCAACCUACACUUACCGCACUCGCCUCCACUGCCCACACUGCCCUCGCACCUUCACGCAUCGCAUGGGUCUAUUCGGCCACAUGCGCAUCCACGACGACCUGCGGUAG